AUGACGAGAAGCAGAAAUAAUAGUAGGAAAGGAGAUUUCGGUUCUCAUCAAAUUUACAAACUUCCAAAACUUCCUGAUCGUUCACUAACCACGAGUAACUACGGUGCCGCUCCAAUCAUGCAACGAGGAAACCACAAUAACAUUCACCAGCGUUGUGGUGACUUCAUCAUAGACAUUGAACCCUAUUCUCAUCGUCCCUCGACGUCUUCGGGUGGUGUUGUCUCAUCCGGUAGUGUCGGUGGUACCGUAACAAUGACCACGGCUCACUCCACCGUCGCUUCGAUAUCCGAAGGUCAAUCGGUGUCCAUGGAGACCACCAAGAAAUUACGUGACCUGGAAUCCCAUGUGCAUUAUCAAUCCGAGCAAAUAAAGUCUUUAUUCUGGGAACGUGACGAUUUAAAGUAUCGUAACCAUAAUCUUGAAGCUCAAGUGAAAAUGAUGCUGGAAAAAUCAAAUAAUUAUGACAAACUCCUAAAGGAAUGCGAGGGUUUAAAGGCGCAAAACGGAAGCCUGCUAAAUGGUGUGCAACAACUUAAAGCCGCCGUGGCCCAAUCUAACAAAGAACGUGAUGACGUCAGAGGAAGUCAUCAAUUAAUGGAGUUUUAUUUAAAUCAGUUGCAAGAGAAGCUGAAUGGUCAUGAGAAAUUGGUUUUAGAAUUGAACGCCGCAAAGAAUCAGUUAAAAGAUAUGGAUGUUGAAAACAAGAGUUUACGCGAGGAAGCUGUGAGAUUGCGUAAACAAAAUGACAAUCUGGCUGCCGGUAUGGGUCGAUUCCAAGAUGAGAUAAAUUUUUUCAUAAAGCAACGAGAUGAUUUGUCGGCUGAAAAUUCUAACCUCAUCUCUAAAUCCGAUUUGAUGCUAUCCGAAGCGGACAAACUCCAUCUGAAAAAUUCGGAGUUGUCCUCGGAAUUAGAUGCGCAGCACAAAGAAUGUGAACGAUUGAGAGAACAGAUUGGCGAACUGACUUCCCAGAAUUCCACGCUAGCAUCUGAGACCGAUCGAUUGCAAAAUGAGCUGGACAAAUACUUGAAUAAUAUGAUGAGGCAGCAGUCUGAUAGUACCACUUCUGAAAGUACCAUUUCCGAAUUUGCCAAUAGCGAAUUUAGUGAUGAGGACGAAGAUUGUCGAAGCAUAUCCACCGUUACAUCGACGGAAAUGCAACAUCCGGCAUCACCGCAAGAUCAAACUGACGUGAAACUUCAAUCGGCCGACGAUUUCUCCGCGAGAAAAACCGCCAACGAUGAAUCUAAUGACGUUACCUACGUUUCACGUGAUAUCGAUUCUGAUGGGGCACUCAAAAAAUUACACAAUCAAUUCGACGAACUUACUCUCCAGCGCGAUGAGCUGAUCAACGAAAAUGGUUUGUUGAAAUCUCAGGUUGAAAACUUGCAAAAUGAGUGUAACGUGAUUCGUGAGCAACGUGAUCAGACGACAGCGAAGAACGACUCUUUAACCAAGCAACUUGAGCAAUCACAGAGCGAGUGCAUGAAAAUUAGUCAACAUCGUGAUGAACUAUCGAGUCAAAAGGACGCUAUCAUGUCCGAUCAUGAUUCACUUAUCACGCAGCUGGAGCAAUCACAGAGCGAGUGCAUGAAAAUUCGUCAACAUCGUGAUGAAUUAUCGAGUCAAAAGGACGCUAUCAUGUCCGAUCAUGAUUCACUUAUCACGCAACUGGAGCAAUCACAGAGCGAGUGCAUCAAAAUUCGUCAACAUCGUGAUGAACUAUCGAGUCAAAAGGAUGCUAUCAUGUCCGAUCAUGAUUCACUUAUCACGCAGUUGGAGCACCUACAGAGCGAAUGUAAUCUUAUCGGUGAACAUCGGGAUGAGGUGAUUGGUAACCUGAAGGCCGCAUCGGACCUUAAUAAUAGUUUGACCGCACAAAUCGACACAGUUCGUAAAGACCAUGACGAAUUGUCGAGAAAGAUGAUAUCGACAACAUCACAGAUGGACCAAUUGCAGGUGAAGUUAGCGACUUCUGUUCAACAACAAGAAAAUUUGUCGAAAGAGAAGGACUCCCUGACAUCACAGCUUGAGCAAUUAAGAAAAGAUUAUGAUCUCGUCUGCCAACAGCGGGAGGAAUUGUCAACCAAGACUCACAUGUUAUCAUCACAGCUGACACAGUUGCAAGAGGAACUGAAUGUGUUAAACCGCAAGCAAUUCGAAUUGUCAUCUCAGCAUGAACAAUCGAAUUCGCGAUGUGAUGAAAUCUUGAAGAAAAAUGUUGCGCUAAUGUCGCAGCUUGAACAGUUACAAGUGAAUUACGAUCGAGUGGCGAAAGAAAGGGACGAUUUCGCAGGCCAGGUUUCCACUCUUUCAUCUCAGGUAACACAACUUCAAGGUGAAUUAAAUCAAAACCGUGAUGAGUCGAUCAACAACAACAACACCUUGACUUCUCAGAUAGAGAAAUUGCAAGCGGAAUUGGAUCAAAUUGCUCUGAAUCGUGAUGAAGUGUCAAUCAAGAAUAGUGAGCUCAUCUCUCAACUCGGUCAUGUUCAGGAUGAGUUGAAUAACGUGAUCAACCAGCAAAGGGAAGAGGUGAAGUCGUUGACUGGGGAUCUUACCAAGGAAAUAAGUCGAUUGAGCGAACAUUGCCGUAUGCUCAAUGAACAAAACGAUGGUUUACAGCGGCAAAAUCAUAAUAUCGCUGCAGAACUUGAGCAAUUGAAAACCCCAUCAAAUAAUGCUCAGGCGCAGCAAAGAGAAGAAACAUUGGAGGUGAACAAGGAUAUUCUCGAGUCGCAAGAAGGAAUUAUCUCAAUCCAACCCAACGACGAAUCUUACGCAAUUAUUCAACAAAGCGACGAAACGGCGAACGGCAACCUAAGAUUACGAGAACACCAAGAUUCUAUUAUGUGUGAAAGAGAUGAAUUGAAAAAUCAUAUGGCUAUCAUAAUUUCACAAAAUGAACAGCUAAGAAUGGAAAAUAAUAAUCUGAGACACCAACAAGAGAUUGGACAGAUUCAGGAGGAACUCGAAGAUUUUAAGAUACAGCGAGCGGAACUACGCAAUGACCAAGGACGUAAAGUAUAUGAGGUGGACGCACCCAGAAGAAUGAAUAUAAAACCACAAGCAACGCAGCAAUAUCCACCGAAUCAAUCGCAAAAUUCUGUUGAUUCUCAAGAACCUCUCGAUAAAGUAUCACGGAUUCCGGUAUACCAAUCCUCCAACAGAAAUUCAAUAGCGGAAAGUGCAUCUCCUGAUUCUAACACUACGUCCCCCAUGAGACCUUCAACAUAUAUUUAUGCGCAGCCACAACAAGCGGCAGAGCUUAAUGUUAGUCGAUCGAUCCAUCCCGAAGAAAUCACUAAUAGCAUGAAUGCGAAUCAACAAGCCUCGCCACCACCAUCACAACCAGUCUAUUCACCAAAAUAUGUUUCCCAACGAGUUCGACCGCAGCAACUCAUUGCCACGCAACCAUUUUCUGCACCAAUGAUAUUACCAGAAGGUUCAUCAAGUUACAUGAAUGAAUCUCAACAAGCUUACCCCGCCGCGGCUCCGACCUCAUAUAAUUUGACUCCUGGACGAUCUCAAUAUUACGAAGACCAAAACGUCCCAAGUCCCAAUGUCAACCUGAGCCAUCGAUCUUCCAUCUACAGAAGAUAUUCUUCGAUAGGUCAAGAAUCGUUUAAUGACAUCCCAUCAAAUUUACAAACAUCAAAUGCGUAUACGUUGGGGCCUGCUAAUUCACGUUACUCUUCUGUCUCGGUUGCAAAUAUUGACUCGGUGAAUCGAUCAACUAGCGUUUAUAACGUGUCAAAACCCCUGCCAAGUAUUCCUAGUAUUCCUGCACAAGAACAAAAGCCUCUAAAAUCAUCAUCUGAAAGCAUAACCAGUAGAAAAUCCAUUAGAUUGUCCGGUAAACUGGCCUCCCUUAGAAAUUCAAAAAUGUUGAGAUCACAAAAGGAAAUACCCACGUGCCAAUAUUGUAAGCAAAAACCGUGUAAGAAAAACUUUACCGGCUAUUCAAGAUUUUGUUCACCCGAAUGUAAAAGCAUGGCGAAGAAAGAUAUCACAGACAAUGCUAGCAUAAUUUCAUCACAUUACGGAGACCCGCGAAAAUCUUAUAGCUCCUCAAUAUAUAACGAGUCGGUGGACUCACUUGCCGAACAUUUCUAA
This is a messenger RNA of Acaulospora morrowiae, 4116 nucleotides long. NCBI's taxonomy places the organism in Eukaryota, Fungi, Glomeromycota, Glomeromycetes, Diversisporales, Acaulosporaceae. The record is from the annotation of a GenBank genome assembly.